Lynx canadensis (Canada lynx) is the source of this 1200-nucleotide messenger RNA. It is a transcript of the gene DDI1, whose product is annotated as DNA damage inducible 1 homolog 1. Gene Ontology annotation, molecular function: protein binding; aspartic-type endopeptidase activity. The transcript has a single exon. Gene Ontology annotation, biological process: proteolysis. Bases 1 to 1200 code for a protein of 399 amino acids. The record is from RefSeq and is a predicted model, not a curated record. Lineage: Eukaryota; Metazoa; Chordata; Mammalia; Carnivora; Felidae.
AUGCUGGUCACCGUGUACUGCGUGCGGAGGGACCUGUCGGAGGCGACCUUCUCCCUCCAGGUCAGCCCUGACUUCGAGCUGCACGACUUCCGCGUCCUGUGCGAGCUGGAGUCGGGGGUCCCCGCCAACGAGAUCCAGAUCAUCCACACGGAGCAGGUCCUGGCCGACGACCACAGCUCGCUGGGCUCCUACGGCCUCCACGACGGUGACGUGGUGGUGCUGCUGCAGAAGGAGAGCGCGGGGUCCCGGACGCCGGGCCGCACGGCCAGCCUGCCCCAUGUGGAGCUGGCCGGGCCAGCGGAGCCGGGCACGUCGGGCGGCCGCCAGCAGCACCCCCUGCAGCACCUGCAGCGCCGGGUGCAGCCCCGCGGCCUCAGCUCCGGGGAGAAGAGGGUGUCCGCACAGAGCCUGGACAGCCCUGUGCUGAUUCGGAGCGUGCUGCUGUCCAGCCCCCACGACCUGUCGCUGCUGAAGGAGCGCAACCCCCGCCUGGCCGAGGCCCUGCUCAGCGGGAACCUCGAGACGUUUUCGCGCGUCCUGACGGAGCAGCAGAGGGAGAGGGCCCUGCGGGAGCAGGAGAGGCUUCGUCUCUACUCCGCGGACCCGUUCGACUUGGAAGCUCAGGCCAGAAUCGAAGAAGAGAUCCGGCAGCAGAACGUCGAGGAGAACAUGAACAUAGCGAUGGAGGAGGCCCCGGAGAGUUUCGGGCAAGUGGCCAUGCUCUACAUCAACUGCAAAGUCAACGGGCACCCUCUGAAGGCCUUCGUGGACUCGGGGGCCCAGAUGACCAUCAUGAGCCAGGCUUGUGCCGAGAGGUGCAAUAUCAUCCGGCUGGUGGACCGGCGCUGGGCUGGCAUUGCCAAGGGGGUGGGCACACAGAGGAUCAUGGGCCGGGUCCAUCUGGCUCAGAUUCAGAUCGAAGGGGAUUUCCUUCAGUGCUCGUUCUCUAUCCUCGAGGACCAGCCCAUGGACAUGCUUCUCGGGCUGGACAUGCUCAGGAGACAUCAGUGUUCCAUCGACUUGAAGAAAAACGUGCUGGUGAUCGGCACCACGGGCACGCAGACUUCCUUCCUUCCCGAGGGGGAGUUACCCCUGUGUGCCAAGCUGGUGAGCGGUGCUGGGCAAGAAGAGUCUUCAGACAAGGAAGCAGUGGACACUAUUAAGCGUUCGGUCAAGGAUUUAGGACGGAAAAAGCACUGA